CGGGCAGUGAUGGCGGCGGGUGAUGGGGACGUGAAGCUAGGCACCCUGGGGAGUGGCAGUGAGAGCAGCAGCGAAGGCAGCAGCGGGAGCCCGGGCGGCGCGGGAGCGACGGCCGAAGGGGGCGGCUGGGCGGCAGCGGCGUUGGCGCUUCUGACGGGGGGCGGGGAGAUGCUGCUGAACGUGGCGCUGGUGGCGCUGGUGCUGCUGGGGGCCUACCGGCUGUGGGUGCGCUGGGGGCGGCGGGGUCUGGGCGCCGGGGCCGGGUCGGGCGAGGAGAGCCCCGCCGCCGCUUUGCCGCGCAUGAAGAAGCGCGACUUCAGCUUGGAGCAGCUGCGCCAAUACGACGGGUCCCGCACCCCGCGCAUCCUGCUCGCGGUCAAUGGGAAAGUCUUCGACGUGACCAAAGGCAGCAAGUUCUACGGCCCCGCGGGUCCAUAUGGAAUAUUUGCUGGUAGGGAUGCCUCCAGAGGACUGGCGACAUUUUGCCUAGAUAAAGAUGCACUUAAAGAUGAAUAUGAUGAUCUGUCAGAUUUGAAUGCUGUACAAAUGGAAAGUGUCCGAGAAUGGGAAAUGCAGUUUAAAGAAAAAUAUGAUUAUGUAGGCAGACUGCUAAAACCAGGAGAAGAACCGUCAGAAUAUACAGAUGAAGAAGAUACCAAGGAUCACAAUAAACAGGAUUGAACUUUGUAAACAACUAAAGUCAGGGGCCUUCAGAACUGCGAUUCUUACUCCCUUUCACAGAAUGUCCAGCGUCUUUGGGUUUGGUUCACCUGCUGCAAAAAACGUUCAACAGAUUGUGUGUACAAGCUAAAUGAAUCUCACUAUGAAGUUUUGAAAACUAGACAUUAUUUAUGCUGCCAAACUCAUUUGUUACAGUUGUUUGUAAUGUCUGGUUGGGGCUUCAUCAUCCUGAAAAGGAGACAGGAAUUAUUUUUUAUAGAGCAAGAAAGUUACAAGGUUGCUUUUCUUAUUUUUAAAAAAUCAAAGACAACCAGAUAUGUAUUUGCUACUUAAGUAUACAAAUCUCAAAAACAACAAGGGAUUCCUAUUUCCUUUGCUGUGCUUUUGUUUUGGUAUUGAGGGAGGGAGGAGACCUGGGCAAGGGAAGGCGGGGUGCAUAUCAAUUUAAGUAGUUUAGACCAGCGGUCUCCAACCUUUCAGACUUUGCAGACCAUUGGUUGGCGACUGCUGGUUUAGGCUACUGAAACAUGCAAAUGUGAAUUCCCAAACUUUUAUUUUUGGGUUUUGUCAGGGAAAAGGGAAAAAACAAAACUUCAUUACUAAGAAAUCUUUGCAUAUUAGGAGACAGGAUUUCAAGUGGAUUUUAAGUUAAAGAACUCCAACAGUAAGAUCAUUUGAAACUAGUUUUCAUCCCUUCCCUUCACCUAGAUCAAAUCAAUAUUACUUGUGCCUUAUUUCACUUACAUAGACUUGAAUUAUUUUUAGGGAAAGCCCCUAUGUGAAUUCAGAAGUCACUACAAGCAGCAUUGAGACCGAAGUUGGAAUCUUCUGUUGACCGCAAAACCUUGUCAUUCUGUGUAUAUAGAAUGUAAAAGGAAUAUUCAGUGUUACUGCCAUAUAUGUUAAUAUACACAAACUUAAUUAGCAUUUUAAUGGCCAAAUGCAUUCCCCCAUGCUUUUUUCAAAAAAAUCGAAAACCAAAUCAACAACUCUAUCCCCCAACAGCUCCCUAAUUUUAGGACUCUGACCCUCACAGCUCACUAGUGUGGGUCCAUGGGGCCGUAGUAUGGAUGUUGUAUGGGUGUGUCUUAAUGUGUGAGAGCACCUUGGGAGGGACUCUGCAGAUAUGUAAAUACCAGUACUGUUUUAAUAAAGCAUGUAAAAUAAACCAAAAUAAGCUUGAGUUGGACUUUAUAUACUAACUGUAAGCCAGUGCAUUAUGUGGUAGUCAAGAUUGUGCAUUUGAUUCAAGAUGAGGAAAAGUCUUGGAAAUGAAAAAGCAAAGACUGGUUAACCAAGUUGUACACAUUGUACCACAUUCACUGUAACUUUAGGAAGAAAUUCCACUUUGUGGAACACUCAAGAAAUCUGAGAUUAUUCAGGUAAGAAUUGAUAUAUAAAAAAUGUACAUAUUCUUACUUUAUAUUUUGAUGCCAACUAAUACUAGAAGUAACAGCACUCCAGGUGGUUUGUUAUUGGACACAAAACAAUGAGGGUAUUAUAACAAUAGGUAUUAAAUGCUUCUCUUGUUAGUUUGAAAAAGCUCUUAUAUGUUAGAUACGUGAUUUCAUCAUGACUAUUUGGUUCUUGGUUGGGGAUAAAUUACACCAAAAAAGACAAAUUUUACAAGUCAUGAGUUAAAGAAAAGUCUUCUAUUGCAUUAUGAGUAUGAUAAAUGCAGAAGCCAUCAAAGAAAGGGGAACUCUAAUUGCAAUAAUAAGCUAACAUAUGUAAAAUACAGCAGGUCCUCGAAUAACAUUGUUUUCAUUAUAAGGUUGAGGAGAUGCUGUAGAAACUUAAGUGUUGUUUAUAUCAAUUAGCCUAUGGUAAAACUGGUUUCAUUAUAUGUCAUUUAAAGUUGCAGAACCUAUCAAUGAUGUUAAGUGAGGACUUAAUGUACUACAUUCUAUCAUAUUUAGUCUUGGAAUGUUUUGUAGAAAAUGAUGGACUUCAGCCAAAUCUUAGCUGAAGACUGGUUGUAAAGAUGAAGAAUGCUAGUAAAUGCUUUGUGUGUUUUUAUGUAAAAUAUUUUCUAAACAGAUUUGUUGAAGUAUUUGUCUUCUGUAUUAAUAUAUAAUAUGAAUAUAUAUAUGAAUACACAUAUUCAUAUAUAUGUGAAUCAUUUGAGCCUGAAGUUCAGAAAUAUACAUUUGUGAAUACAGAAACCCUAAAUAUUCAUGCAGUGAAAAUUAUAUAGUAUGUUAAGAAAAAUGAGUAAUUUUGUGUUUUGGACUCAAAAUAAACCAUGUUCUACAGACAAUUCCUCAUUUUCAGUUGAGU
Eptesicus fuscus (big brown bat) is the source of this 2961-nucleotide messenger RNA. It is a transcript of the gene PGRMC2, whose product is annotated as progesterone receptor membrane component 2. Bases 10 to 681 code for a protein of 223 amino acids. Gene Ontology annotation, cellular component: membrane; endomembrane system. Lineage: Eukaryota; Metazoa; Chordata; Mammalia; Chiroptera; Vespertilionidae. The transcript is spliced from 3 exons. The record is from RefSeq and is a predicted model, not a curated record.